AUGGAAGUCUGGUGCCUCCUCGUCGAUCACGAAAGCAGGCCUGUUGCUGGACAGCCGAUCAAGGUCCAAGUACCUUCCGAGACCGAUGUCGCUGACUUGAAGAAGAUGGUCAAGGAUGAGGCGUCGCCUCACCUUAACAAUACUGCUGCAUUCGAGCUUGAAGUGUGGAGAUUUACAAACUCAACAGCUGAUUUCGUCGAUAAUGAUAUGCUUGAGGAGCUAUACCUGGUGGUCAAGAUUCUGAAGACCGAAAGUGUCAGCACCCUCAAAGACUUGAUCAAGGAGAAACAGUCCCCUCGCCUCAAUCACGUUGCUGCCUUGGAGCUUAACCUUAGCCGGGUCUCCCUACCCGUGGAUGGUGACCUUGAAGAAAGACUCAAAACGCCAAUCUCGCACCAUUGGGGUUCUCCCUACCACUCUCGCAAAUGUUCCCCCACGUCGAAGAGAAUCACCUGCAUAUCGUCGUUCAAGCACCAGCUAAUGGGCCUGGGUACUAAUGACGCACGAGAACAGGAGAGGAGAGACCAGAUCCCUGCAUUGCGUGAAAGGUUUCAAAACGUCAUCUUGACUGCGUUGGCUCCUGCUGAUUCAGCAAAGUUGUCAAAUUACACGAAGUCCCAGAUUCCAUACUCCAUCUAUGACAGCCGCUACAAGGCAGACAAGCCCAGGACGAGCGUCGCACCUCCAGUUCAAUUAUUUCAUCCUGCUUUUGGACAUUUCUUGGACGAUAUGGAGAAGAGAGACGCUCCUCUCGACAACAUUAUUCCUGAAACAUCAACAUGCAAACGAUUCAGAAUGAUGACAAAACGACUCCUGACGGUCAUGGAAUUGGAGACACAUGGGUCACCCUUCAUGAUUCUUCAGGAAGAUAAAAAUGAAUUCGGAGAUGGUGGUUCAGACCCAGCGGGCUUGUCUGUGGGCCAUUGUUGGGCUCAGCCCAGGUAUGCAAUGCUUCGAAAUGCUACUGCCUGUCCCACAUUCCUCGUGGCCACCAACUCCGAACUCCGACUUCCGGAGCCCUACUUCCCUUCCGUCACCUUCUCCUUGCCGACUCCCAAGAGGUUAUCCCACCUCCGGCUCGGACACCACCUUCGGUCCGACUCCGGAACAUUCCGGGUCCGACCCCAACCUCGACACCUUCCAGACGAGUACACAACACCUAUGUCCCUGACUCCGGACCUCCGCUCCGGAAUCCCAUUGGCGUCUCCGUCUCCGGAACCUCCGGUCUUAGCUCCGACCUCGGACUUUGACCCCACCUCCGCUUAUACCCAUUGUAUUGACUCCGUUCUCAAUGAAUUGCACAUCACCUGCAUUGUACGAGCCUUCAAUGCUCUACAGGCGAGUCUGAAGAAACUUGGGUCAUAUUAUGAGGGUCUAGACACAGGCAAUCUUCCCGAUGAUUUGCACUACUUUCCUUCAAUUGCUGCUUACCCUGUUGGCGAUGGACGCACUAAUUUCAAAUAUGUUGGCUUCUUGGAAAAUGUCAUAUCCAUACAAUCCCGACCUCCGCUCCGGGCUCCCGGAACUCCGAACUCCGACUUCCGGAGCCCUACUCCCCCUCCAUCACCUUCUCCUUGCCGACUCCCAAGAGGUUAUCCCACCUCCGGCUCGGACACCACCUUCGACGAGUACGCAACACCUAUGCUCCCGACUCCGGACCUCCGCUCCGGAAUCCUGUUUGCGUCUCCGUCUCCGGAACCUCCGGUCUUAGCUCCGACCUCGGACUUUGACCCCACCUCCGCUUAUACCCAUUGUAUUGGUUAG
This is a messenger RNA of Cantharellus anzutake, 1764 nucleotides long. RefSeq lists its product as uncharacterized. The record is from RefSeq and is a predicted model, not a curated record. The transcript is spliced from 9 exons. NCBI's taxonomy places the organism in Eukaryota, Fungi, Basidiomycota, Agaricomycetes, Cantharellales, Hydnaceae. The coding region runs from base 1 to 1764 and encodes 587 amino acids.